AUGAUCCCUCCUCCAUCUAUGGCGAACUAUAGUCAUGCAGGGGACCACACCAUCUUGCAGAAUGUCUCUCCUCUCGCCACGUUCCUCAAAUUGACCUCCCUGGGUUUCAUCAUCGGCGUCGGCGUGGUCGGAAACCUCCUGAUCUCCAUCCUGCUGGUCAAAGACAAGAGCCUGCACCGGGCACCCUACUAUUUCCUGCUGGACCUGUGCGCCUCCGACAUCCUGCGCUCCGCCAUCUGCUUCCCCUUCGUCUUCACUUCGGUCAAGAAUGGGUCGACCUGGACGUACGGCACGCUGACUUGCAAAGUGAUCGCCUUCCUGGGUGUCCUCUCCUGUUUCCACACGGCGUUCAUGCUGUUUUGCGUCAGCGUCACCCGCUACCUGGCCAUCGCUCAUCACCGUUUCUACACCAAGAGGCUGACCUUCUGGACCUGCCUCGCCGUCAUCUGCAUGGUGUGGACGUUGUCGGUGGCUAUGGCGUUCCCGCCAGUGCUAGAUGUAGGGACGUACUCGUUUAUCCGGGAGGAGGACCAGUGCACAUUCCAGCACCGCUCCUUCAGGGCGAACGAUUCGCUGGGCUUCAUGCUCCUGCUGGCCCUCAUCCUCCUGGCCACACAGCUGGUUUACCUCAAGCUCAUCUUUUUCGUCCACGACCGCCGAAAGAUGAAGCCUGUCCAGUUCGUGCCUGCCGUCAGCCAGAACUGGACCUUCCACGGGCCGGGGGCCAGCGGGCAGGCGGCGGCAAACUGGCUGGCUGGAUUUGGCCGAGGCCCCACCCCGCCUACUUUGCUGGGCAUCCGGCAGAACAGCAACGCAGCGGGCCGCAGGCGUCUGCUGGUGCUGGAUGAGUUCAAAACGGAGAAGAGGAUUAGUAGGAUGUUCUACAUCAUGACGUUUUUCUUCCUGGCUCUGUGGGGGCCCUAUCUGGUCGCCUGCUACUGGCGGGUGUUUGCACGGGGCCCCGUGGUCCCUGGGGGCUACCUGACGGCAGCCGUGUGGAUGAGCUUUGCCCAGGCGGGGGUCAACCCUUUCAUCUGCAUCUUCUCCAACAGGGAGCUCCGGCGCUGCUUCAGCACCACACUCCUCUACUGCAGAAAAUCCAGGUUACCAAGGGAACCCUACUGCGUUAUAUGA
Messenger RNA from Limanda limanda (common dab), 1134 nucleotides. It is a transcript of the gene gpr85, whose product is annotated as G protein-coupled receptor 85. Bases 1 to 1134 code for a protein of 377 amino acids. Gene Ontology annotation, cellular component: plasma membrane. The record is from RefSeq and is a predicted model, not a curated record. Gene Ontology annotation, biological process: G protein-coupled receptor signaling pathway. Gene Ontology annotation, molecular function: G protein-coupled receptor activity. The transcript has a single exon. NCBI's taxonomy places the organism in Eukaryota, Metazoa, Chordata, Actinopteri, Pleuronectiformes, Pleuronectidae.